Debaryomyces hansenii CBS767 is the source of this 315-nucleotide messenger RNA. RefSeq lists its product as uncharacterized. Gene Ontology annotation, biological process: replication fork processing; resolution of meiotic recombination intermediates. The coding region runs from base 1 to 315 and encodes 104 amino acids. Gene Ontology annotation, cellular component: Fanconi anaemia nuclear complex; FANCM-MHF complex. The transcript has a single exon. Lineage: Eukaryota; Fungi; Ascomycota; Pichiomycetes; Serinales; Debaryomycetaceae. The record is from RefSeq and is a predicted model, not a curated record. Gene Ontology annotation, molecular function: protein heterodimerization activity; chromatin binding.
AUGGCACCAACAACCCAAGUGGACUCCGACAUCGAGUCCCAAUUGAAAUCCGCCAUCUACUUGAUGGUUUCCAAAAUGGUAGAACAAGACUUGACCAAUAUUGACAAAGAAAUUUCCGCAACACCAACUUUCGUAGCAUCGCUUGUGGAAUUGGUCUACAAUCAGCUUCUAAACCUUGGAGAGGACUUAGAGCUUUUCGCAAAUCAUGCCGGGAGAUCCACUAUCAAGCCGGCGGACUUAUACAUGGUUACUAGGAAGAAUGAUAUAUUGACAAAUGUCUUGCGGGAAUUCGAAGAGAACGAAAUGGAAAAAUAG